AUGUUUGCGAUUUGGAAUUAUGGUGAAUUUGGUCCGGAUGUUUGGGACGAUGAAUAUCCAUCUUGUGCAGGUCGUUCUCAAUCUCCUGUUAAUAUAAGAACGGCAUGUACAAUUUAUCAAUCAUUUGAACCAUUUCAUUUUGCACAAGAUUAUAAUGUAUCACAUAAUUUUACACUAAUAAAUAAUGGUCAUUCUAUACUUGCGAGGUACUCCCCUGAAAAUAAUGAAACACUAUUUCAAGUAACUGGUGGUGGUUUAAAUGGAACAUUUGAAUUUUUAAAUUUUCAUCUUCAUUGGGGUCAAAACUAUAAAUCUGGUAGUGAACAUCAAAUAAAUAGUAAAAAAUACGCCGGCGAAAUACAUAUUGUUUAUGUCAAUCGUAGAACACGUCAGUUAGCUGUCAUCGCAAUAUUUAUGCAAAGUGAUCGAAGUAUUGAUUUGAAUGAAACAAAAAAUACUUAUAAAAUUCAAAAUACGACAUUGAAUGAAUGGGAAAGAUACUUUUCAACAGCUAGAACAUUACAAUAUUCAAAUAUUUCCAUUGUAUUAAGUUUAAAUCUAGCAAAAUUAAUGGGCAAUAAUUUCAAUGAAUUUUGGAGAUAUCAAGGUUCGUUAACAACACCUCCAUGUACUGAAAAUAUUAUUUGGACUGUAUUUAAAGCUCCAAUUAUAUUUACUGAAAAUGAACUGAAUAGUUUUCGUAAGAAUAUUUUUAUUGAAGAUUAUCGUGGUCCACAACCACUGUACAAUAGAACUGUAUAUCAAAAUUUCGUAAAUGAAACAAAAUUAUCAGUAUCGGAUUAUAAUUGUUGUUUGAAAGAUUUAAAGAAUUAUACAAAUAAUUUUUCUAUAAGACAAGUAAAUACAAAUAACUUUUUAUUCAUCUUAGCUUAUGUACUGGAAACUUUUUCAUUCUAA
Rotaria socialis is the source of this 918-nucleotide messenger RNA. The record is from the annotation of a GenBank genome assembly. Lineage: Eukaryota; Metazoa; Rotifera; Eurotatoria; Philodinida; Philodinidae.